CAAAUAGGUGUGCUUCAAUAAGAAAAUGUGACACUUGCUCCAGAAUUAAAUUGUAGUCUUUUUUCCACCUCUAGUUAGCUAGCUCUGGAGAGAAUGAAUUGGGAUUCCAGAUUUGCAUCCAUUGUGAAGGAGACAGAGCAAAAUCUUGCAAAAGUGAAGUCUCAGCUACGGAGUCCCCUAACACUCAGAAGGUCUGGUGUCACACCUCCAAGUUAUGCUAACCUGGUCGAUUCACCGAUGAGCCCUCACAUCACUCCUGGUAUACUAAAGGAGACAAGAGGAAGAGAAGCACAUCGACGUCGCAGUGUGAGCUUUGAUCUCGGCUCUUCGGCUGGGGGUCAAGGGUCAAUCACACAAGGCGGAGGGGCUGUGAUGUCCUUACUCACCACGAGAAUUAAAGACCAGCAAAAGGAGAUCCUCAGCCUGCAAGAAUCCCUGGCCUCACUGCAGAGGUCCCUCCAGCAGCAGGAGAGGCAAGUACAGUCAGUUAAUGUGGAGCUGAAGAAGCUACAGAGCAACAGACCAACCAGCACUGUCACUGACACACAGUUCCAACAGUUCAAGCUACAAGUGAGGAGGGAAAUGGAUGACUUCAAGAGCAGACUCUCGUCCUCUCAUUGGAGCAACUCUCCUGGCAGCCACUCAGUGCAAGCAAUAGCUCAAGAACUACACACCAGCAAGAGGUUGUUAAGAGGUGACAUUGAGAGUAUGCAGGAAGACAUCUCAUCUCUAAAGUCUAAACUCAGGUCUUAUGAAUCUGACAUAGGACUGGUUGGUACUAGCGUGAGGGACAUGGAGAGAAAGCAAGACAGGCUACAGAAGACUGUGUCUGGACUGCUAGAGUGGCGACAGGGGGAGGAGGUUGGUAGGAGCAGACACACUAGCUCAGUACAAGACCACAACUCUCAGUUACAGAGAACAAAGCAGUUGAUGUCAGACCUUCAGUCUCGACUCUCCCUACUGGAGCACAAGUCAUUCCUAGGACCGCAGCAGCGUGACUCCACUCUGCUCACUGCUGACCUAGACCCACCCUCCCAGGCCACCAACCUCAGCAGUAGCUACCCUCUCUCCACUGGCACCAAAUCUCACUCUUCCAGCGCCCGAAAUCUGUUCUCCUCCUCUGCCAGAGGGUCUGGAAAUAAUAACUCUCCCAGACCAAGCUCGUCUGUUCGAUCACCUCAUGGAUUGUCAUCUUUGUCGAGGGAUUAUUCUUACAAGAGACCUUCGACAAGUCGGCGAAAUCCUCUACAUACGACAAGUCCGCUGUGGGGUCAGAGUUCAAGAGGGGGAGUGUCUGAUGACGAGGACACGUUGGACGGUCUGAGCGUGCUUUCGUCGGAGAGUGGUGCGGGACUAGAGCUGGAUCACGAUCUCUCCUAUGAUUACGACCUGUCACCUUCGACCUCUAUUCUCGAUGUUGGAUCACUUUAAAUCUGUCGCACGUUUCAAAUUUUCAUUCACCAGAACAAUCACUAGAGACCUGACUGAUCGUUAGCUGUUCUCUCUCAUUUUUUGUGCAAUGCAUUUUUUCACUUACUGAGAUACUUUUGUUAUCUCUGUG
This is a messenger RNA of Halichondria panicea, 1561 nucleotides long. RefSeq lists its product as uncharacterized. The transcript has 9 exons. NCBI's taxonomy places the organism in Eukaryota, Metazoa, Porifera, Demospongiae, Suberitida, Halichondriidae. The record is from RefSeq and is a predicted model, not a curated record. Bases 94 to 1431 code for a protein of 445 amino acids.